AUGAGUCUCAAAUAUGCUCUAAGACAAGCCCAACGAGGAUUAAUAUUCAAUACCCCACAAGUCAGCAUUGAAUCCACUAUUGAGCAGGUAACACAGCUACCUAAUUUCAAAUCAAGGCUACGGGCAUUGUAUAAACGGUUUUACAAACUUCGCAAGUUUGAAUGUACACCGAUUUUAUUUAGAGUUGAUGAUAACCCCUACGUAACACCUGAUAUAACCAGUGAGGACUACGUUGCAUUAGUCAAGAGAAACUUCAAGUAUGUGGAUUACAAUAUCAAACGACAGAAAUUGUUAGGGAAACUCCCGCCACUUUCUGAGGAUCAGCUUGAACAAAGACUUUUCGCUACAUUAGCAUUUGUAUUCAAUCACACAGUGGCAACUGCAAAUCCGCAUGCUGAAGAGCUCAUAACUACCAAUAUUGUCGAGAAGAAGAGCAGCAUUGAUACCAUCGAGUCACAAGUUAUUAGCACAUUACUUCGAAUGGAUCACGAUUGCCCAUGGCAGAUCAAAUAUGACUACAAAUUUCAAUGGUUGGAUCAACAAGAAGGUGGCAAUAGACCAAAGAAGAAGAAAAGGAAUGAUAAUGAAAAACUACCUUACUUGACCUACAAACAAUACUUGACCACAUUAAUGAGGUUAAAUGAAAGUUUGGGGUUGUGUUUAUAG
Messenger RNA from Lodderomyces margitis, 666 nucleotides. RefSeq lists its product as uncharacterized. NCBI's taxonomy places the organism in Eukaryota, Fungi, Ascomycota, Pichiomycetes, Serinales, Debaryomycetaceae. The transcript has a single exon. The coding region runs from base 1 to 666 and encodes 221 amino acids. The record is from RefSeq and is a predicted model, not a curated record.